Punica granatum (pomegranate) is the source of this 1324-nucleotide messenger RNA. Lineage: Eukaryota; Viridiplantae; Streptophyta; Magnoliopsida; Myrtales; Lythraceae. The record is from RefSeq and is a predicted model, not a curated record.
CAGGGGAGGGGGAGGGGGAGGGGGAGGGGGAGCGAGAGAGAGAGAGAGAUUUUGUUGUGUUGGGUUCUUGUCCAACACCAAUAAAAGUACUUUGUCUGAUCAGCAGACAAGAGGAAAGGCAAAUUGGCAAAUGAUAAGUUCGCUCCUGAAGUUCCAAAAAGCAAGUGUGUCUGUGUGUCUCUCUGUCUUUCACUCUCUCUACUCUCUCUCUCUACUCUCUAUUCUUUGGAAUAUCCGGAAAGGGAGAAAAGGGAAAGGAAAAAGGAAUGGAAGGAGAUGGAGAAGGGGAUCAGAGAAGUUCUGAGGGAAAGGGAAACAUGAGGUUCAAGAGGAUAUGUGUGUUCUGUGGGAGCAGAGCAGGUCACAAGUCUGCAUUCAGUGAGGCUGCCCUUCAGCUUGGCAAACUGCUGGUUGAGAAAGAGAUUGACUUGGUUUAUGGAGGAGGGAGUGUCGGUUUAAUGGGCUUGAUCUCUCACACUGUCCACACCGGAGGCCGCCACGUUCUCGGGGUGAUUCCUAGAGCCCUUCUGCCUCAUGAGGUAGCAAAGUUUGUUCCUAGCCAUCAGAUGACAUAUAUAUAUAUAUAUAUAUAUGCAACUGCCCAUGAUGCUUUGUAUAAGAGAGGCGCUAACAAAGUAAUUGUACAGAUAUCAGGGCAGACCAAUGGAGAAGUGAAAACAGUCACAGGCAUGCACCAGAGGAAGUCAGAAAUGGCUAAACAUGCAGAUGCUUUCAUUGCACUUCCUGGUGGAUAUGGAACCAUGGAAGAACUCCUGGAGAUGAUCACCUGGGCUCAGCUUGGGAUCCAUGAUAAGCCUGUGGGAUUGCUGAAUGUAGACGGGUACUACGACAGCUUGCUAGCUUUAUUCGAUAAAGGAGUGGAGGAGGGCUUCAUAGACCGUGCAGCAAGGCAAAUCCUCAUCUCAGCAGAUACAGCACCGGAGCUUAUCAAGAAAAUGGAGGAAUAUGAAGCAGUCCAUGACAAGGUCGCACCCAGACAAAGUUGGGAAGUGGACCAAUUAUUAGAGCCUGCUGCUGCUCAUACUCAGAGUGGGGCUUGGGAAAUUUAGCUCCAUACAUACAACAGACUUGAUGAAUUGAAUAAUGAUGACUGAAAUCAUCUCAGUACGCAUCUAUUCGUACGUAUAUUAUAUAUAUAUAUAUAUGUAUUAUGUACAGAAAUAUGUAGGUAUCAUUAAGUGUGGCGAGAGUUCUUAAUUUUCCGUGGCAGAAGGAGCAGCAGCCAGCACCACUAUAUGUAUUUAUAUACAUAUGUAUAUGUACAUGACUUUAUAAUCCAUGAUCAGUUUAUGUUUGUUCGAUU